AUGUCUGGAUUAACAGCGUCGCUUAUGCCAACGUAUGAUCUUGUUCGUAUAUAUGCGUCCCGUCAAGGUUGUCUCAAAGCCCAAGCUUUUGGACUUACGAAUAUUGGGGUCAAGCUGAAGUGUUGUAAGCAGUCUAGAAUCCUCAGAAUUCUUGGGGUGGUGUUCUCUUAUUUAAUUUAUGGCACAUGGUCUGUUUUCCACACUGUCACAUGUGUGAUAUGUCUUUCAAUCCAGAAAGUUGAAGCUAUUACAGCAAUAACAACAACAGCUGUCCUUUUUCUAGGUAAUUUUACGUCUGCCAGUUGCUAUGAUUCGGUUGGUAACUCUGAGAUCCAGAAUCGGAUCUUUUAG
This is a messenger RNA of Rodentolepis nana, 351 nucleotides long. Lineage: Eukaryota; Metazoa; Platyhelminthes; Cestoda; Cyclophyllidea; Hymenolepididae. The record is from the annotation of a GenBank genome assembly.